GUUAGAGGGACUACUAUGGAGGCAUUUGGCCUGAGGAGGACCCAGUCGCUGAGGAAUCUUUCUGGGGUUCAGGAGAGGUCAUUUUUCAUGUCAGCUCCAACCCUCCGGGACAGAAAGUCUGUGUCUCAGCUGGUACAACACUACCAAAGCUGUGCUGACCUAAGGGGUAAUGAAAACGUGGAGCUUAAACACCAGGUGUCAGAAAGCUGUGUGGAAGGUCGAUGGAGGAGGCCAGAGAGCAGGGAGACUGUGGCCCUCUGGGGAUCGGGAAGGCGCUCUAAUCUGUCCAGGAGUCGCUCCAUGGACUUUCUCCCUCAGAGGGAGUCCUCAGGCACCAGAGCUCUGUGUGCCCUAUUUGAGUCCAAGGCAAGCCUGCAGCAGAGCUUCUACAGCAGCCCUCGGCUGAACUUGAUGUCGACUGCUGGCAGCAACACAAGGAGAGACUGCCCACUGCAGGACUGGAGAUGUCAUAACACGCCUUUAAAGGACACCACUAUUCAGGAAACCUCCAAGGUGGAAGGACGAAUGAAUGGGCUCCAAGAGUCUUAUGACAGAACGUCCAGAUACUCACACGGUGAUAAAAUUAGUCCAUCACUGACUAAAGGUGUCUCCCCAACAAGACUAACAAGAGACAGGAUAUCUACUUCCUCCUCAGUGAGAGACAGAUCAGCUCUCUAUCUGUCAAGAGCAGCAGCUAUCGACUCCACAGGAGGCUCAACACAGCCAGAAUUCAUUGGUACUCCAGCAACGAGGUCUAAAAACAGUAAGAUGGCUGACACAGUCAGGAAAGUCACAGUUUCACAGUCUUCUCAUGAUGAAGAUGACCUGCCUCUCCCCCCACCUCCUCCCAUCCCCCCUAGACCCCUAGACUAUGAAGGGCCUCCAGCAUUAAGUAGCCUCCCUGUGCCUCCACCUAAAGAAACCUUCUCCACGUUCUACCAGCAACGGCAGAAGAGUGAACUGAAGAGGCUCUUUAAACACAUACACCCAGACCUACGGGCAAGUCUCGAUGAUGCAGUGGACGAUGAGAUAAUGAAGGCAGUGGAAUCAGAAAACACUCAGGCAUCAGAUGCAGCUUAUCAGGGUGAGGUGCAGUCCAUGAGGUGGAUUUUUGAGAACUGGUCUCUGGACAAUAUUGGGGAUGCUCAUGCAACUAAGAAGCUGCUGGAUGAUGAGGAGUUAAAAGGGGGAGACGUCAGAGGCACAUCCUCUAUGUUUGAGCGCAUUGACAGCACCCAACAAAUGUCUGCUAAAAGACAGACUUCUGUCAGAGGUGAUGUAAGAACAUCAACAUGGCUGUUUGAGACCCAGCCCUUAGAUUCUCUAAAUAAAUCAAAAAGAGAAGAAGGUGAACUGGUUGAGGCAGUGCUAAAAGAACCCAUUCAGCCAGGAGAUGUGAGAGGAACUCGGCUGCUUUUUGAGUCUAAGUCACUGAGUGACUUGGGACGAUGCAACUCCAUAGAAGACCAUAGCUUCCUGAAACUGAGAUCUGAGCUCCAGGAGCAGAAAGGAAACGUCCAGAAGACUGUGAAACUCUUCCAGGCAGAACCUUGCUGUGCCAUCAGAGACAACAGCGGCAAUAUCCAUGAAAUUAAAUCCAUCUGCAGGGAAGAGAUCAACAGCAGCAACUUCAGCACUGCCCGCUGGCUUUUUGAAACCCAGCCUUUGGACCUGAUUAAUAAGGGAACUGAUAGAGUGAAAAUCAUUCGGGGUAUAUCACUGGAAGAGGGGCAAAGAGGAGGAGUUGACCAAAAGAGGUGGAUGUUUGAAACUCAGCCAUUUGACACGGUACAAGAGGUCGUUGGAGCAGACAAGUUUGAAGGCACGGUGGCUGAAAGUGGAGGAGAGGCUGAUGUCGUCAGCAAAAGGAUGUUUUUUGAGAUGCAACCCUUGGCAGCAAUGAAAGGAGAUUCAACAGAAAAGUCCUUGGAAAGGGAAGAAGUAAUUGGGGGGGAUGUCAAGACUUCUCUGUGGCUGUUUGAGACUCAGCCCAUGGAGACUCUUAGUGAUACCUAUGAAGUUGGGCAUCUGAAGAAAAUUACCCUUUCAGCUGAUGAACAAGGAGAAGUAAAAGACAGAAAACAAAUGUUUGAGAGCUGCAGUAUUGAACAGAACACCUCAUUCAAAGAACAAAAAAUUGAAAAGGGCGAUGUUAAGCGAUUCAAACAUCUCUUUGAAACAAUUCCUUUGAGCAAAAUUGCUCUCUCUGAUGAGGAGAUAAUUGAGAAGGAAAAUGCCAUUGAUGCAGGAAACGUAAAAGGUAACAAAGCAAUGUUUGAGACAACUCCUUUAUAUGCAAUAAAGGACAGUUCUGGAAACCUCCAUAAGGUCACGUCAGUCAGCCGAGAGGAAUUCAUCAAAGGGAAGGUCCAAAACUAUAAGUGGAUGUUCGAGACCAAGCCUUUAGAUGAGCUUGCAGAGGGUAAAGGAAAUGUUGAGGUAAUCAAAGGCAUCACCAGACAGGAGGAUACAACGGGAGAUGUCGAGAUGGCAAAAUGGCUUUUUGAAACCCAGACAAUAGAUGGGAUUCAUUCCAAGUUCAACAAGACAGAGCAAAACUCUUCUGUAGCAGAGGAGCAUCGUACAGGUGAUGUCAAGACAUGUAAAUGGUUAUUUGAGACACAACCGAUGGACAUUUUGUAUGAAAAAUCAGAAAAAGUGAGAGAUAAAGAAACCAUUGACAAUACCAACGUCAAGUCCAUUACUUGGCUUUUUGAAUCACAGCCUCUAGACAGCAUCAAAGAUGGUGAGGAGUACAAUUUGAAGCUCUGCAGUACCAUACAGGAUUUUGUCAAAUCAGAGGUUGGUGUUCAAACAGUCAAGCAUCUUUUUGAAACAGAAACCUUGGAUAGAAUAAGAAAGGAUACGAAUUUAGAACAAGACAUGAGAUGUGUCAGCCAGGUCAACUUUCAGUCAGGAGAUGUCUCACGAGUCAAAGAACUUUUUGAAUCCCAGUCCCUCGAUGAAAUAGGAUCUGAAAUGGUGACAACAUCUGAUGAACAGAACCAAGGUGAACACGUUGAAAAAGGUUCAGUACAUAAAUUUACUUGGAUGUUUGAGAACUGUCCCAUGAACCUGAUCAAUAAGGACAAAGAUGAUGCAAACAUUCAGAGAGUGAGUGGUGAUGAGAGUGGUGAUGUCCAGAACAAAAAGUUUAUAUUUGAAACCUCGUCACUGGACAAAAUCCACAACGAACCCCUUGAGCAGAAGUUGGUCUCUGUGGAACAGUCUGUGAGCAAUGUAGAUGUGGAAUCAAGCACCAUGAUGUUUGAGUCCAUGCCACUGUAUGCCAUCAGAGACAAAGAGGGGCUGUUUCAUGAGGUGACCACUGUGAAAAAAGAGGAGGUAAUGAGUGGUGAUGUAAGAGGAGCAAGGUGGAUGUUUGAAACAAAACCACUUGAUGCCAUCAAGGCAGAGAAUGAAGUUUAUGUGAUCCGAGCUGUCACCCAAGAAGAUGUCAAAAAAGGAGACGUCAAAUCAGCCAGAUGGAAGUUUGAGACGCAACCUCUGGACUCCCUUACAGGCCGAGAGGAGCCCUCUGUCAAGGUCACUGAAGCCUUUGGAAGCAGUAAUGUGCAGCUCAGUAAACAGAUAUUUGAAUCUGAGCAGUCAUGCAAGAAGUUUGUGCGAAUGGUUAGUGUCACUGAUGUCCAGCAAGGUGAUGUCAGGACCUCCACCUGGCUCUUUGAGAAUCAAACAAUUGACAGUCUGAAAGGGGAACCUCAGGAGCAAGGUCCAGUAAAAACAGUCCACAGGGAAGACAGCCAGAAAGGAGAUGUGAAACGCUGCACCUGGCUGUUUGAAUCUCAGCCACUGGACAAGAUCAACGAGCCCGAAGAUACCUCAAAGCGAGGUGUUGAGGAGGAGAUACCAAAAGCUGAUGUGAAGUGUACUACCUGGCUCUUUGAGACCACUCCAUUGGACAAAAUCACUGCCAACAGUGUUGCUGACACCCUGUCAUAUCUAUACGAAAUGUCUUUUGUUCACUCAAGUGGAAUCAUAAUAGAAGCAAGUGAGAGUACAAAAGUUAACAUGGCUAAAUAUCUGCUUGAAAGCGAUGAAGGUGUGCAAAUCCAGAAAGAAGAGGUUGUAGGGGGUAACAUCAGGAACAUCAUGUUACAACUCCUAUUUAAACCAACCCUAAAGCCCCAAGUUACUCUUCUUAGAGAGGUGGAGAAGGGCAAAGUGAACACCAUAGUAGUAGAACUUCCAGUCUACCAGUCAGCCACAACUAUCAACCUUGAGAAGGAUCAAAGAAUACAAAACAUUGUGCAGAUGAUUGAUGAAUUGCUUGGUCAAGAUAAGGUUUUGAAAACGGGAAUCAUAAUGCAAGAGACUGCAGGGGGGCAAGCAGAGAUGUCAGUUUAUUCACUCAUCUGCAAUUAUGAAACCAAAACUGAGAGUAAUGUAAUAGAGAGGGGAGAUGUAAAGUCAACGAUUGGAAAUCUGUUAGCUACUGCUAAUAGUCAGAGGACUGCAGCAUCGUGUAGAGUGGAUGAAAAUGAAAAGGGAAACGUGAACUUAUACAAAAGUUGCAUUGAGAAAGGAGAUCUGCACUACCUGAAGAGUCUUCAUACUGAGUUGUCAGGAGAUGAAGCUGAUGACAGCCUUCUUGCUAAAGAACAGACUGAAAUAGUUCAGGGGGAUGUGAAAGAAGCAAAGAGAAGUCUCUGCCAGCAGAAAGAGCAGGUAGAGCGAACCAUUUCCGAUGUUUUGCCAGGGGAUGUACAGAACACCAAAAAAGUUUUUUCAUCAGAUUGCUCUUUCAGUGUUGAAAACUGUUUUCCAAAGGAAGAAAUAAUCCCUGGAGAUAUCUUAUCAGCAAAGCAACAACUUGCAGUAAAGCAACCUGUCAUGGUAGAAAAAGAGGAAAUUGUGGCUGGGGACAUCAGGGCAACAAUGCAGUCAUUAGAACGAGCAAAGCAACAGAGCAUGUGUGUGGAGCGGGAGAUCAUUAAACCUGGAACUAUCUAUGACAUGGAUAUGUCAGCCCAAGUUCCUGAAAUAGAAGGAAGCGCAGCACAAAAAGAGGUCAUUAUAUCCGGAGAUGUGAAAGCAGCUAAAAAAUCCCUUGAAAUGGCUAAGCAGCAAAGCAUGCAUGUGGAGCGUGAAGUCAUUGUUCCUGGAAAAAUAUACAACCUUAGUGUCUCAGCACAAGAGGAAAAUUCAUCAGCAGUGAUGCAAUCUACGUGUUCGCCUUCCUCCAGAUGCCAGCAAAUCAGGACUUAUCCAAAGGUCAGUGAUGCAGUGAAAGAUCAGGAAAGCCAUGUCUCCUUUGAGGCUUGUCAACAAAGAGCAGUUUUAGUCAGUAAUUGUGCACCACAAUCACUACCACUAUUUGUAAGUUAUGAGUGUAAUGGCCAGACAACAGGAGAUGAGACAGAAGAAGUUUUUAAAGGAGAUGUGAAGGCAGCUAUUAGGUCUCUGCAGAGUGCAGCGACAGAGCAGAAGCUCCUAGAUAAAGAAGAUAUUGUAAGAGGUAAUGUUCAAUUGGCUCUGCAAUCUCUUGAGAAAUCUAGUGUAAAUGUAUCCAAAGGAGACUAUAAAGCUGCAAUGAUAUACAGAAACUCAGGUAGGGCUUGUUCUGGGAGGAGCAAGACUGUUCACAAGCAGUGUUUUGUGGUGUCUGUGCCUCCAUCUGACACAAAAUUGUCUCCUUCAAUUUCAGUAACCUGUGAAGGACAACCAUCUAUUACAACACAGAAUUCAACACCCAACCCUGUAGCAAAUGGAAACUCAAAAUCAUCCAGCUCUGAGAGUGUAACGCCACCUCCACUCCCUCAAAAGACUAGUGAGAAACCACAGGAGCAGAAGCCAGCUUUACCACCAAAGCCACAAUGGACAAAAUCAGUAGUUGUGGAGGAACCGAAUAUUCCACUACCUCCUGCUCCCGUAGUUGCUUGCCUCAUCAAAGACAAUGGAAAAAGCGCUUUGAUUCCUAGAAAACAAAACAAACAGUUUCCUUUGCCCUCUACAGAUAAGGUACAAGAAAACAAAAUCAAUAAAGAAACACUACAUGAAACGUACCACCAAAGAUGUGUUGAUGAAACAGUGCAAGAUUCAAGUCAAACAAACGAAUGUCUACCAAUGGACUCAAAGGCUCAGGAAAUUAAGAAGAAAAAGAAAACAACACCACUUACAGGGGAAAAAUCCGACUGCCAAGUAAUGAACAGCACUGCUGAAAUCGAGAGAAAUGUAAUAAAGAAAAUUAAUGCAGCUGAGGAGAUUCAGAUGUGUAUGAAGAAUUAUGCAGAGGAUGGUAAACAUGAAAUGAGCAUGAGCUUGCAGGCUGCUCUACAUAACUUUGAAAGAAAGGAAAGUGAGACUCUGGUCAGAGGAUUUCCUUUGUUAUCCAAUAGGGUAAAAGUGAUAAAUGAUAGUGACAAUAAAUAUACCAACAAAACCACUAUGCAACAACAUGAAUCAAACCCUGAACCUCCCAAAAAGCAACACAGCAAGGCUGAAGUGCCAACAUUGGAGACCAACAGUCAGAUUGAUACAUGUCGUUUACAGAAAAAUGACCUAAAUGAAAAGCACCAAAAGCUUGAGGACAAAGUUAUUCUUAGAGAGAAGAAAGUAAAAGAGACAGAGGAUGAGCGGCGGCAGAGGCUUUCUGUCCACAAGGAGGAGAUAAUGCAAGGAAAUGUGAAGGCAGCCAUGGAAAUUUUUGAAAAUUUGAGAAAACGAGAGGAACUCAAAGGAAUUUUGUCUCAGGUACAAGAGAUAGAGGGAGAAACCAGCAGUGUUGAUGUUAGUUCUUUGAAGACAUUAUACGAGAAUGUCCCUGCUUGGAUGGUUACACCUAGCAGAAAUACUAAUCAAAGUAAAACACAGGAAAAGAAAGUUGAAGUAGAGACACAGGAUGAUGAUUUAGAAAGCAUCUCCUCAGUCGAGACUGCGUUUGAAGAUCUUGAAAAGGCAAGUAAAGAAAUAAUGAAUCUGAAGGAAGAGACUUUAGCAAAACUUCUUGACAUUGAAGAGGCAAUUAAAAGGGCUUUGUACUCCGUCUCCAAUCUAAAAUCUGAGGCUGAUAUCGCAGGCUUGUCAGGACUAUUUGAUGAAACUUUAAAAUCUGAGCGAAACCUUCAAUCUGCCAACAGCAUCAGGAAAAUAAGUAUCGUGUCAAGCAAGGCCAAAUCAGGUCAAACCAAAGAGAUGACUGACGUGAAUCUGCAAACAGUUUCUGAUUCAAGUCCUUCCAAGCAAGAAGUGCCCAGACAAGUGCACAAUAAGCCACUCAUCAGACAGUCCUCUUCCCAGUCCUCCCCCUCAUUCAUCUCCAUUCACUCAGCUGCCAGAAAACCUGCCGAACAACCAAAAUUAGGCAUGUCAACAUUUAAACCAAAAACAGAGGGUAGUUCUCCAAGUUGCCAUGAUGCAAAUAGUGAUCUGGGACAGGAGUCUGGUGCCGAGUCCUCAAAAAAUGGCCACAGUCCUGCAAAACGUAAAGUCAGUGUGCUUGAGGUAAAAACUGUUCCAGAGAAACCUGCAGGAAUGAUUGGUACAAAGACUGUCAGCGAAACAUAUGAAGAGACUGAUGGCUUUGGCAACGUAUUUGUUUCCUCCAUGACUUCAACAUUUGUCACCAAACAAUCUGACGCUAAAUUAUCUGCUAUGUUUGAAGUAGUUGGGAGUCCAACCAAAUAUGAAGUCAUGACAUCCCCAUUAAUGAGAAGAUCUGGUUGCCCUUUUGAAGAUAAAGUGUUGAGCAACGCCAAGGAGGAAGGGACAGUGUUUGUAACAUUUAGCCAACCAAAGGAAAAGCACUAAGUAAGCCACUUAUCAGACAGUGCAUUUCCCAGUCCUUUAAUUUUAGGAAAGCAGUUAUUCCAUUUGUGUAUUUAUCACAUUAUGUUAUAAUGAAAAGCUUUUGUUAGUCAUUAAACUGAUGAUCUAAAAUCAUAAAAAUGUUGACUUUUAAUUGAAAAUAUGUGUCUUAUAGAUUUUAUACUGUAACCACAUGAUAAAGUGUUAAGUUCUUUUAUUAAAGCUUAGCAUAUAGUUGAUAUUGUAUGUUCUGUUGUGUAAAUUGUGAAAUAAAUGACAGUUUAAAAGA
Molecule: messenger RNA, 8056 nt
Organism: Xiphias gladius (swordfish)
Lineage: Eukaryota; Metazoa; Chordata; Actinopteri; Istiophoriformes; Xiphiidae
Gene: xirp1
Product: xin actin binding repeat containing 1
Exons: 7
Coding region: 16-7770 (2584 amino acids)
Biological process (GO): actin filament organization; actin cytoskeleton organization
Cellular component (GO): focal adhesion; stress fiber
Molecular function (GO): actin filament binding
Source: RefSeq, a predicted model, not a curated record